UCACCAAUUCAAAGCUGCCAUGAAACAAAAAACAUAAACAGAAAAAAACCAUGAAUACAUUUUUCUUCUUUCUCUUUAUUUUUUCCUUUUUUCAAAAUAUUUACUCUCAAGUUGACACAAUAACUACUGCUCAAUUUAUCAAAGAUGGUCAGACUAUAGUUUCAUCAGAUGGAACAUUUGAGUUAGGAUUUUUUAGUCCAAGAAAUACUUCAACAAAUCGUUAUGUUGAUAUUUGGUACAAGAAAAUCUCAGCUUUUACUCCAGUUUGGGUUGCUAAUAGAGAAAUUCCUAUUAAGGAUAAUUCUGGAAUCUUGAAAGUUAUUAAUCCAGGUUUUCUUGUUCUGAUUAAUGUUACUAAUGACACUAUUUGGUCAACUAAUUUUACAAGAAAUGUGCAAAAUCCAGUUGCACAGUUACUAGAUACAGGGAAUUUGGUGGUUAGAGAUGCAAAUGAUCAUGACCCUGAUAAUUUCUUAUGGCAAAGUUUUGAUUAUCCUACUGAUACUUUGUUAGCAAGUAUGAAGCUUGGAAUAAACUUGGUGACUGGCUUGGAAAGGUAUCUUAGUUCAUGGAAAAGCGAUGAUGAUCCUGCUCCUGGGGAUUAUACAUACCAUUGUGACCCUACAGGUUAUCCACAGGACCUAAUGAGAAAAGGGCCUAAUGUAGUUUACAGAGCAGGGCCAUGGAAUGGUCUUCGAUGGAGUGGAGCACCGAACAUGGUGAACAACUCGAUCACCUCUUUCGGGCUAGUCAUGAACAGUAAGGAAAUUUACUACAAAUAUGAACUAGUAAAUAAAUCUGUCAUUUCAACUUUCGAACUAAAGCCUAAUGGUAACGCAAUGCGUAUGAUUUGGGUGGAAAAGAAAGAGGGUUGGAUUAAUUACCAUUCAGCUGAUGCAGAUCAUUGCGAAACUUACAAAUUAUGUGGUGCAUAUGGAACUUGCACAAUCUUUAGCGAUCCUGUGUGUCGUUGUUUGGAUAAAUUCGAGCCAAAGCAUCCGGAUGAUUGGAACAGGACUGAUUGGUCCAGUGGCUGUGUCCGAAAAAGUCCACUGAAUUGUACAGGAGAUGGAUUUAUUAAGUAUUCUGGCAUUAAGCUGCCAGAUACGCGAUAUUCCUGGUUUAACGAGACUAUGACACUUGACGAAUGCAAGUUAGUUUGCUUGAGAAAUUGCUCGUGUAUGGGAUAUACGAAUCUGGAUAUCAGCAACGGAGGAAGCGGCUGCUUGCUAUGGAUCGGGGAGUUGGUUGACAUCAGACAACUAUCUGAAUCUGGACAGGAUAUCUAUAUUAGAAUGGCUGCUUCUGAGAUAAUAAGUUCUAGUGAUGGAUCAAAUAGAAAGAUAACUGUUAUACUUGCAGUCGCUUUGCCUUUAUUCGUUGCAAUCGUUGUGCUAGUCGUAGGAAUAUGCCUGAUUCUUCGUAGACAGAAAAGGAGAGAGGAAAUAGCGCUCAUAGAAAAAGGAAGAUUAGGACACACAUCCAAGAAAAACGAUAGCAAUGAAAGACAUCAUGAAGAUUUUGAGCUACCACUGUUUGACUUGUCGACGCUAAUAAAGGCUACUGAUAACUUUUCGAAUCAGAACAAGAUCGGACAGGGCGGUUUUGGGAAAGUUUACAAGGGUGUGUUAGAAGGAGGACAGGAAGUAGCUGUCAAGCGUCUCUCAGAAACUUCGAAACAAGGAAACGAUGAGUUCAAGAAUGAAGUCAUCUGCAUUGCGAAACUUCAGCAUCGAAAUCUCGUGAAGCUUUUGGGAUGCUGCAUUCAAGAAGAAGAGAAGAUAUUGGUGUAUGAAUACAUGCCUAACAAAAGCCUGGAUUUAUUUAUAUUUGAUCAAAGUAGGAGCACAUUACUUGAUUGGCCUAAGCGCUUCAACAUUAUCAACGGGAUUGCUCGAGGACUUAUGUAUCUUCAUCAAGAUUCUAGGCUUAGAAUCAUACACAGAGACCUGAAAGCUAGCAAUGUUUUGCUUGACAUUGAAAUGAAUCCAAAGAUAUCAGAUUUUGGGAUGGCCAGAAGUUUUGGAGGGAAUGAGACAGGAGCUAAUACACGUCGAGUGGUUGGAACGUAUGGUUACAUGUCUCCAGAGUAUGCAGUCGAUGGGAUUUUCUCAGUAAAAUCAGAUGUGUUUAGCUUUGGCGUAUUAAUAUUAGAAAUUGUGAGUGGAAAGAAGAACAGAAGAUUUAUUCAUCCUGACCACAAUCUCAACCUCCUCGGACAUACAUGGAUGCUUCAUAGAGAAGGAAGAUCAUCGGAACUAGUAGAUUUCAACGCGGUUGAAUCAUGUUAUACAUCCGAAGUGCAACGAUCGAUACAUGUCGGGUUGUUAUGUGUUCAACAAAGUCCAGAGGACAGGCCAAGCAUGUCUUCUGUGGUACUGAUGCUGACAAAUGAAAGCAUUUUGCAGCAACCUAAGCCUCCUGGUUUUUUCAUGGAAAGGAACAUAGCUGAUUCUGCAUAUUCUUGGAGUAGUCAUACACCUGGUUCUGUCAAUGAUGUUACCAUCACUUCAUUGGAUGCUCGAUAAAGGACAACCUGGUGCACUAAGCUUCCGCUAUGUGCGGGAACCGGGGAAGGACCGGAUCACAAAGGUCUAUUAUACGCAGCUUUACCCUGCAUUUCUAUAAGAGGCUGCUUCCAUGGCUUGAACCCAUGACCUCCUAGUCACAUGACAACAACUUUAUCAGUUAUGCCAAGGUUGUCGUUCCAAAUAUAUAUACGAUAUAGACAGUAGUGUACACACAAUUUUGUGCAAGCAGUAUCGGUUUGUUGUCACAAUUCAGCUUUUACUUCCUUCUGAAUCAAGAUUUACUUUGUAUGAUAGUGUAUAUGCAUAUUUUUUUAAGAAAAUAUUGUUUAUACACAUUAUAUAAAGAAUUUAUUUUUUUA
Nicotiana tabacum (common tobacco) is the source of this 2890-nucleotide messenger RNA. RefSeq lists its product as uncharacterized. The record is from RefSeq and is a predicted model, not a curated record. Lineage: Eukaryota; Viridiplantae; Streptophyta; Magnoliopsida; Solanales; Solanaceae. Gene Ontology annotation, biological process: recognition of pollen; protein phosphorylation. Gene Ontology annotation, molecular function: ATP binding; protein serine/threonine kinase activity.